AUGAUGAUCACGGCAUAUCGGGAUUCAUCCAAAUUGGUUCAACGCCUCAGGGACAAGCAGACCAAUUCAAAGGAUUUCAUUCUACCAGAGGACCUCACGAAAGAGUUCGACGAGUCCCUGUUACUAGGGUGUGCAGCUGUCCAGAGUCAAUACGAUCACGAUGUCCGAAGGUUUGGUGAAACGUACGUACGAGGUGAUGCUGUUGCUCGAGAACAGAUGAAGGAUAUCCUUAUCACUUUGCAACAAAAUGUCAUUUCUCAUCUGCGCGAAGUUUUCAUGGAUGAGGCUUCACUCAAUUUACACGCCCUGAAAGAAACCUCAGAUGACUGUCGUGUCAACGCAACAGUCUCUCUGGGUCAACUGUAUCAGCGCAUGUCUACAGCUACAGCUGCGGUAAAGCAACUCCAUCGGCCAUAUGUCGAUGAGCCAGACAAGGUCCAUCUGCAGGGUUCACUCGCAUACUCAAGUAGUCGAAGUACUCAUUCUUCAUUCGGAGGCAGACCAUACGAUGCGCAAUCCUCGACCUCAUACACGACUUAUAGCUCGAAAACGGCAAUCGGACACGACCGCAAACCCUCUGGCGGAUUCACUCCACAGAGAAGAAUUUCGAUGAACUCGGCCAUGUCAUACUCUAGUGAGCGCGAUCGAGAUAGACCUCAAAUGAGAACACCAGGGGAAGAUAAUGUUCCAGCACUUCCCUUCCCAAUGCAGAGACAAGCAAGUCAGGGUCCAUUGGAUAGUGCGUCCACAGGUAGUGGACGCUUUCCCUCAAACAUCGACACGGAAACUGCUUCGAACCCUUCUUCGCCUCCACCCUACGCCGCCAAUUCUUUCAUUCACACGACCGAUGACAAGGGUCAGAAAUUUCCUCCAGGUUCAAGUUUCUAUGAGCCACCGGUAGCAGAAGUGCCCGAAAAUGCUAUUCAAAGUCCUAUUCCCACGCUCUCCCCUGGUAUGGCACAAGUCGAAAUUCGAUCUCGUGCCAUUCACAUCCAUGAGCUGGAUGACAAUUCCAAGGAUAUGCCUCCUCAUUCUACAGAUCAAGAUUCCUCGGUCGGAAGUCCUUCGAUCCCGCAAAGCCAGCUCGUCCCUCUGAACCCCGAAUACAGCACAUUGGAAUAUGUUGCAGCGCUAGAGUCUCGAAGUCGACCUCCUGCUGCUCUCGCAGCGUCCGUUGAAUAUCAACAAUAUAUGCAAGCCAUGAACAUGCAGAAUCAGUUACGCCCGCAACCUCUUUUCAGUCAAGGCGUCGUGCAGCAACGACAGUCUAUGAUUCGAGCCGAGUCAUUCCACACUUCCCCCAUGCAAAGUCACCUGUACAAUGGCCAGUAUCCACCUGUCGCACAGAACUAUUCCCAGCCUCUCGUACAAUCUCAGUUCGUGCAGCCAUAUCGACAUGUUGGGACAGGAAUUCAACAACAACAACCACCACCAUCUCAAACAAACUUCGAAGUGUCAAUGACCAAUACCCCAGCGACCAUUGACCCUUUGCUUCAAGCUAAGGUUCCAUCUAUACCGGCCUCAAACUCAAGACCACUAUCGAUAAGAUCAACGGCUUCCACAGGAUCCAGACUUGCUUCGUUUGCUUUAAGAAAGGCGUUGCCACCUGGAAUUGUCGAAGCGAUUAACAAGCCAGCGCCCCAUCCUCAAGAAGAACAACCCCGUUACAUCAAGCCUAAAGCGCUAGAUCUGACACAGAGUGACCGGUCAAGUACGACGGGUAGUAAUCCCACAUCUCCUAUCGCGCGACAUAUGAAUACGCUCUCCUUAGAUGAGAAGCCCCGACCACCAUCUUCGAAUGCGCCUUCGCUUGAAUCCACCAUGCGCGCUGUCGCCCCAUCGUCAUCUUCUAUCCAAAUCGCACGAUCGGAGCUCAAUCUACCCAGCGAAGCCAACCUCGGCGGUUUCUGCAAAGGUGCAGUCCGACAGCAGCUCGGCGGCCGCAAAAAAGGCUUUGGUGUUGAAUCAAAGAAAGGAGGCAAAGCAGGCCAAGAAUUCUGCUUCAGGUGUACCAAAUGUAACUUCGAAGGUCCCGCUGUCGUCUCAGCAGCACUUCCAAGCGGUGGUAGAGGCGCCGUCAAGCGAGAGAAGACCAUGGACACGAAAGUACGGACCUCAGGAGCCAUACGCUACCGCUGGGCGUUCCUCGCGAAGAGCCACAUCCUCAACAAGACAGCCAAUAGUGAUGCCACGAACGGUAACGACGCGUUUGGCUGCUAUUUCUGCUGUGCAGAGGGUGCGGCUAAGGGAUGGCUGGACGACGGCGGUGCUGCAAGUCAAGUUCAUGCGCAAUUGGCCACCCUAGGGACAUUUGGCGGCAAUAAACCAACAACAGCAGCUCACGUCACGCCGACUUUCCAUGGCUUGAAGGCUUUCAUGGCUCAUCUGGAAACUCACCGUCUCUCGGCCCGCUUGCCUGGUCUUGUGGCCGCGAACGAGAUGAAUUGUAUCAUCGGCAGGGUCGCACUUGACACGGAGGAUUUUGAUUUGAAUCUACCUCCCUUGGCGAGUUGA
This is a messenger RNA of Exophiala bonariae, 2514 nucleotides long. RefSeq lists its product as uncharacterized. NCBI's taxonomy places the organism in Eukaryota, Fungi, Ascomycota, Eurotiomycetes, Chaetothyriales, Herpotrichiellaceae. Bases 1 to 2514 code for a protein of 837 amino acids. The record is from RefSeq and is a predicted model, not a curated record. The transcript has 3 exons.